Messenger RNA from Manduca sexta (tobacco hornworm), 828 nucleotides. Its product is annotated as chorion class B protein PC10-like. Gene Ontology annotation, molecular function: structural constituent of egg chorion. Bases 142 to 777 code for a protein of 211 amino acids. The transcript has 2 exons. Gene Ontology annotation, cellular component: egg chorion. Gene Ontology annotation, biological process: chorion-containing eggshell formation; multicellular organism development. NCBI's taxonomy places the organism in Eukaryota, Metazoa, Arthropoda, Insecta, Lepidoptera, Sphingidae. The record is from RefSeq and is a predicted model, not a curated record.
UUGUGGUGCUCACGCAAAGUCACGUAAAGUGUAUCGCGACAAACUUGUUGAUAACAUGGUGACAUGUGCGACCAGUAUAAAACUUUGAAACUCGGGUGAGCAUCAUUCACAAGUCGUGAAACAUUCACACUUAAUACUACAAUGGCCGGCAAAGCUAUCCUUUUCGUCUGCGCUUCUGCGCUCUUUACCCAGUGUGCUCUUGGACAGUGCCUCGGCCGCCUCGGCCCACUAGCUGCUGGCCCCAUUGCUGCUCCCUGUGCCGCACGCACCCCUCUGGCCUAUGACGGCUUGGCGUUGGAUGGUCUUACUGGCUGGAACGCCGGCCGUCUUGGCUGCGGCGCCUAUGGACCCGCCAUCGCUCCCGCCGUAGAUAUUGCCGCCGCUAGCACCCUCAACGCUGCCUACGGUGGUGGUCUGCCCGUCGCCACUGCCUCCGCCGCCGCCCCCACCGGCCUCGCUGUCGCCUCUGAGAACGUGUACGAGGGUCCCGUCGCCGUGGCCGGUAACCUGCCGUUCCUCGGCACCGUCGCUAUGGAGGGAGUGUUCCCGACCGCCGGCGCCGGCGCUGUGUCCUACGGUUGCGGUGACGGUGCUGUCGCCAUCACCGCUGAGGGUCCCAUUGCUGGUCCCGCCGCCAUCGCUCCCGCUAUGGCUCCGCUCGGACUCGCCCCCGCUGCCAUUGCCCCCGCCGCCGCUAUCGCCCCAGCUAUGGCUCCUCUUGGCAUCAGAGGAAUCGGUGCCCGUGGAUGCGGCUGUGGUACUUCCUACCUUUACUAGGAAUUUGAAAAAUCUUAUAAUUAAAAUAUAAAAUAAAUUAGCAAAUCAUUA